Messenger RNA from Polyodon spathula (Mississippi paddlefish), 931 nucleotides. RefSeq names its product insulin-like growth factor II. The transcript is spliced from 4 exons. Gene Ontology annotation, molecular function: growth factor activity; hormone activity. The coding region runs from base 135 to 794 and encodes 219 amino acids. Lineage: Eukaryota; Metazoa; Chordata; Actinopteri; Acipenseriformes; Polyodontidae. The record is from RefSeq and is a predicted model, not a curated record. Gene Ontology annotation, cellular component: extracellular region.
CUCUGAAGUUUAGCCUGUCUCCUCAGCAGUGGAGCAGCCUUACACAACAUAACUGCAGCAGAAACUGGGAACCUGACACAAGACCUACAACCUUAACCUCUGCACCAAAAGAAAUCUAACAAACCACUUCAGAAAUGGAAGAUCAUCUUAACUAUAACAAGCACCAAGCGUACUGCCACAACUGCAUAGAAUCUGGGAAAAGUAGCAACAGCAUAAAGGUCAGAAAGAUGUCUACCUCAAGGCAGCUACUGGUCUUCACCAUCGCCCUGACAGUCUACAUUGUAGAUGUGGCCAAUUCUAUAGCUUCAGCUGAAACGCUAUGUGGCGGCGAACUGGUCGACACACUACAGUUCGUUUGUGGUGACAGAGGCUUUUAUUUCAGCAAGCCACCAAGCAGAUCAAACAUCCGAAGGUCACAAAAAGGAAUUGUAGAAGUGUGCUGUUACAGUAGCUGUGAUCUGAGACUUCUGGAAAUGUACUGUGCAAAACCUGCCAAGUCAGAACGAGAUGUGUCCUCCACGCAAUUCCAAGUCAUCCCAUUAGCAUUAAACAAGGAUGUCUCAAAGAAGCCAAUCAUUGCCAAGUAUUCUAAGUAUGAAUUGUGGCAGAAAAAGGCUGCCCAAAGGCUGAGACGAGGUGUCCCAUCCAUCCUGAAAGCCAGAAAGUUUCGGCGGCAUGCUGAAGAAAUCAAGGCCCUGGAGCAGACCAGAUUUCACAGGCCUCUCAUCACCCUCCCAAGCAAACAGCCUGUUACAGUUAAACCUUUGACAGAGAACUACACCAGCGAGAAAUGAGUUUGGAUUUUGUUUGCACAACGGGAGAUAAAAAGACUAGGGGAUUAUAGCUUUGUUAUUGGCGUCCUUUCUGUGGCAUUCUUCAUGUACCCCCACCCCCCCCCUCCCCCCUCCCCCCCCGCCCCACGCACACAAUC